GUGUGUGUGUGUGUGUGUGUGUCCAACCUGCUACGCUAUGCUUUAUCUAUUCUGGGUGGCCGCAAAAAACGUAUCCAAACUCAUAAAACGAUAAAAUUGGGACAAAAACAGCAGUACUACGUCGCAUUCACCACUCCUUCCCCUCUUCCCUCUCCACUUCCCCCUCAGCCUGUGCGUGCAUCUCGAGACUGAGCGGGCUGCUUUAUUUGAUCCCAGUGGUCUAAAAAACUUGUGUGCUGCGUGAAGACAAGUCAGUGAGGGAAUUAAUUAUUUGAUUGACUCUGGAUUUUGUUUAUUUGGUUUGUUUGGACGUUGCCUGGUUUCAUUUCAUUACUUGUUGGGUGCAUUUUUCUUUCUUUUUUUUUACCUGAUUUGAUUUCCUAUUGGCUACUCGUCUGUGUGUGUGUGUCUGUGUGUGUGUGUGUGUGUGUGUGUGAGGGAUGUGCGUUGGUGGCGAGAUUUGUCAGUCAGAGAAGGAAGGGAGACCGAGAAGGACGUCACAGUCUUUGCUCUCUCAAUUCCUCCAUCUAUACACCAAGAUAACGAGGGAGGACUAAGGAUGGCCUAGACGUCUUCUUUAGGAAUCCACCUCAAGAGAGAAUGUCACCAAGGAACCGCGUAGGAAUGGUGAACAACGGCGUGCUUUGCUUUCAACUACUGCUCCUGCUGGCUUGUUCUCGUGGAGGUUCUUCCAGUGACCCAACGAGAAGAGAUUUCGGUCCCACAUAUUCGUGGCACUGUGAUGGCCCUAACGACGGCAGGAUGAUAGAUACCUCAGGGUACCCGGUGAUGCUGAGCAGCAGCAAACCUGGAUCAUGCGUUGUGACUGACCAAGUCUUCGGAGGCUGCAACGCUGCCCCUCCACAACUUUCUAGAUAUAAGGGCAAGAAAGAGUGGCAAAACUCGAAUAAUGAUGACAUAGCAGUGUAUUACUGGUGUGAUUUCGGCGAAAGGACGUCAACAGAAAAAUAUGGCCUCUUUACUUACUGCAUUAAUGGCGAAUGGACACCCAUUGAUGACGAGUGCCUGCAAGAGUGCAACAGGCAGAGAGAAUGCUCGGAGCUUUAUGAAAGUAAUGACGGUGCUUAUGACAUUUGUCCCCUGAAAUACGGCAGCCCAGUUAGGGUAUACUGCAACAUGAACAGGGACCUCACUUUAGUGCUGAGAAUUGUGAGGGGAUCAGACUCCUUCAGCCUCACUAAGUCAGCGGCUCAAGACAAGCAAGGCAGCCUAGAGAGUGACUAUUUCAUUGGUCUGAAGAACUUGAUUGGUAUGCACUGGGAAGGAGACACCCCGAUACCACACGAUAUGGUCAUCUAUGAAAAAACUAGUUCCGGCCAGACAAAAGAGUGGGCGACUUAUAACAACCUCUUUCUCAACGGCACGGGAUUCCUGGUGAGCCUCGGGGACAACACAGGCGGCCUGGGUGAUGUCGUGAGAGAUAUAGAGGGCAAGGCCUUCUGUCCUGAGGACGGUGACGAAUGUUGGUGGGGAAAAUACAGUGACAUGCAGGCAAGUUUUUGCAUUGGUUGUUACUGUUGUUAA
Molecule: messenger RNA, 1545 nt
Organism: Scylla paramamosain (green mud crab)
Lineage: Eukaryota; Metazoa; Arthropoda; Malacostraca; Decapoda; Portunidae
Exons: 10
Coding region: 601-1545 (314 amino acids)
Source: RefSeq, a predicted model, not a curated record